Elephantulus edwardii (Cape elephant shrew) is the source of this 441-nucleotide messenger RNA. Its product is annotated as glyceraldehyde-3-phosphate dehydrogenase-like. The transcript is spliced from 2 exons. Gene Ontology annotation, molecular function: NAD binding; oxidoreductase activity, acting on the aldehyde or oxo group of donors, NAD or NADP as acceptor. Bases 1 to 441 code for a protein of 146 amino acids. NCBI's taxonomy places the organism in Eukaryota, Metazoa, Chordata, Mammalia, Macroscelidea, Macroscelididae. The record is from RefSeq and is a predicted model, not a curated record.
AUGGUGAAGGUUGGAGUAAACGGAUUUGGCUUCAUUGGGUACCUGGUCACCAGGGCUGCUUUUGACUCUGGCAAAGUGGAUGUUGUCGCCAUCAUUGAUCCCAUCACUGACCUCAACUACAUGCUUUAUAUGUUCCAGUAUGAUUCCACCCAUGGCAAGUUCAAUGGUAUUGUCAAGGCUGAGGAUAGGAAGCUGGCAUCAGAAGGGCCCCUCAAGGGCUUCCUGGGAUACACUGAAGACCAGGUUGUCUCCUGUGACUUUCAUAGUGACACCCACUUUUCCACCCUUGAUGCUGAGGUUGGCAUUGCCCUGAAGGACCACUUCGUCAAACUCAUUGCCUGGUAUGACAAUGAAUUUGGCUACACCAACCAGGUUUUCGACCUGAUAAUUCACAUGGCCUCCAAAGAAAAAGAGUCCCUGGACCCCCAGCCCCAACAAUAG